Molecule: messenger RNA, 552 nt
Organism: Phacochoerus africanus (Common warthog)
Lineage: Eukaryota; Metazoa; Chordata; Mammalia; Artiodactyla; Suidae
Gene: LEMD1
Product: LEM domain containing 1
Exons: 5
Coding region: 1-552 (183 amino acids)
Source: RefSeq, a predicted model, not a curated record
AUGGUGGACGUGAGGUGUCUGAGUGAUGAAGAAUUGCAGAGUGAACUCGACAAGCUUGGCUUUUCACCUGGCCCAAUCCUGCCUUCCACCAGAAAAGUGUAUGAAAAGAAGUUAAUGCAAUUGUUGGUCUCCACUCCCUGUGCAUCGCCUGUGGUGAACGGACCCAGAGAACUGGACAGAGCUCAGGACUAUGAUGACAGUGAAGAGCUUAAUGCCACUAUCAUUUUGAAAGGAAAUAUCAUACUCUCACCAGAAAAAAACAAGGGACCCAAAAAAAGACCCGAGGCUUCCACCGGUAAACCAAAAGCCCUAGAUAUCUCCUGCCUUGAUUGUAAGCAUCCCGAGGGAAGAAGGUAUGCUGCAAGACCAUCAAGCAUCAGACUCAAAGCAUGCAGCAACAUCAGAGAGAGAGCCCUCUGCAUGAUCAACAGGAGAGCUGGGAACAAGAACCUGGAAACAUUUCCAGUGGGCCUGAAACUGGCUGUGUUUGGCAUCUUCAUCAUUGUGAUAUUCGUCUACAUAACUGUGGAAAGGAAGCCACUCUUUGGUUAA